AUGAUCCAGGACUGGGACCACAACAACACCGAGACCCUUCUGUCGACACUGAUCCAGGACGGGGACCACAACAACACCGAGACGCUUCUGUCGACACUGAUCCAGGACUGGGACCACAACAACACCGAGAGGCUCCUGUCGACACUGAUCCAGGCACUGGGACCACCAACACACGAGACGCUCCUGUCGACACUGAUCAAGGACUGGGACCACAACAACACCGAGACGCUUCUGUCGACACUGAUCCAGGACUGGGACCACAACAACAACCGAGACGCUCCUGACUGGGACCACAACAACACCGAGACGCUCCUGUCGACACUGAUCAAGGACUGGGACCACAACAGCACAGAGAGGCUCCUGUCGAUACUGAUCCAGGACUGGGACCAGAACAACACCGAGACGCUCCUGUCGACACUGAUCAAGGACUGGGACCACAACAGCACAGAGAGGCUCCUGUCGACACUGAUCCAGGACUGGGACCACAACAACACCGAGACGCUUCUGUCGACACUGAUCCAGGACUGGGACCACAACAACACCGAGACCCUCCUGUCGACACUGAUCCAGGACGGGGACCACAACAACACCGAGACGCUUCUGUCGACACUGAUCCAGGACUGGGACCACAACAACACCGAGACGCUUCUGUCGACACUGAUCCAGGACUGGGACCACAACAACACCGAGACGCUUCUGUCGACACUGAUCCAGGACUGGGACCACAACAACACCGAGACGCUUCUGUCGACACUGAUCCAGGACUGGGACCACAACAACACCGAGACGCUCCUGUUGACACUGAUCCAGGACUGGGACCACAACAACACCGAGAGGCUCCUGUCGACACUGAUCCAGGACUGGGACCACAACAACACCGAGACGCUCUGUCGACACUGA
Messenger RNA from Knipowitschia caucasica, 900 nucleotides. The record is from the annotation of a GenBank genome assembly. NCBI's taxonomy places the organism in Eukaryota, Metazoa, Chordata, Actinopteri, Gobiiformes, Gobiidae.